Fusarium graminearum PH-1 is the source of this 303-nucleotide messenger RNA. RefSeq lists its product as uncharacterized. The transcript has 2 exons. NCBI's taxonomy places the organism in Eukaryota, Fungi, Ascomycota, Sordariomycetes, Hypocreales, Nectriaceae. The record is from RefSeq and is a predicted model, not a curated record. The coding region runs from base 1 to 303 and encodes 100 amino acids.
AUGAGUGCAAUCAUAACCAUCAUCUUUCUUUCUGGGUCUCAUCUCCUUAUUCUCCUGGCCUUUGAAACCCGUGCGGGCCAGCUAUCAAAAGUGGCCGCAAGGACCUGGGGUCUGUCAUAUGCCGAUCUCCAACAGCGAAGCAAGGCGCAUACUUUAAACGGCGAUGAUGAGCCUUAUGUGGUGGCCGAUAUCUUGUUUAAGAUUGUCGCAGAACAGGACAAGCAGCAGAUCAGAAGCAAUGCGCCUAUGGCUGUUUCUAUUCACGAUGCCAUCGAAUACCGACCAAAUCGCGUAUUCUUGUAG